This is a messenger RNA of Trichomonas vaginalis G3, 924 nucleotides long. RefSeq names its product surface antigen family. Bases 1 to 924 code for a protein of 307 amino acids. The record is from RefSeq and is a predicted model, not a curated record. The transcript has a single exon. Lineage: Eukaryota; Parabasalia; Trichomonadida; Trichomonadidae.
AUGACCAUCUGCACAUUAAAUAUAACUGAUACAACUAUAUCAGGAAUUUUUGAGAAUAAAAUAUGUUCUAUUCAAAAUGAGGGAAAAAAUGAAAUCAUUACAGAGGUAUCCUUUUUACCAGAUCUAAUUGAUAUUGCAAAUCUCUCAAAUUUCAUUAAUAUUAAAGUAAUUCCUACUGGUUUAUUUGCUGGUCAUAAAAACCUUACCCAAGUUGUUUUUCCACCUAAUAUAAUAGAAAUUGGCGAAAAGGCAUUUUAUGAGUGCAUAAAUCUGUCUGGAACUUUAAAUCUUCCCAAUGAAAAAAAAGUCUGUAAUAAAGCAUUUUAUCAUUGUAAAAAUUUGAUAGGCUCGAUUAAUUUUCUUAAGUUAGAGUCGAUUUGUGAUAACGCAUUUAGUCUUUGUUCUAAUUUAAAUGGAACCUUAAAUUUUCCAAUUGUGAAAACUAUUGGUAUUGGUGUAUUUGGUGACUGUGUUAAUUUGACAGGAUCAAUUGAUUUUCCUUUUUUAGAAUCAAUCGGCGGCGCUGCAUUUCUUCGCUGUUAUAAAUUAAAUGGAAAAAUAAAUCUUCCGAUGAUAAAAAAAAUUGGUACUUCUACAUUUAGUAGCUGUCGUAAUUUGAUAGGAUCUAUUGAUUUUCCUUACAUAGAGUCAAUAGGUAAUGGUGUGUUCACGUUCUGUUGUAAUUUAAAUGGAACAAUAAAUCUUCCAAAUGUGAAAAUAAUUGGUAAUGAGUCAUUUAAUUGUUGUUAUAAUUUGACAGGAUCAAUUCACUUUCCUUAUUUAGAGUCAAUUGGAGAAUAUGCUUUUGGUUUCUGUUAUAAACUAAAUGGAAGUGUAUAUCUUCCUAAUAUUAAAUCAAUUAAUCAUUCUGCUUUUGUCAAUUGUAUAAAUAUCAUCGGAAAUCUUAAUUUUCCAAAAAUAUAA